Molecule: messenger RNA, 943 nt
Organism: Gasterosteus aculeatus aculeatus (three-spined stickleback)
Lineage: Eukaryota; Metazoa; Chordata; Actinopteri; Perciformes; Gasterosteidae
Gene: kti12
Product: KTI12 chromatin associated homolog
Source: RefSeq, a predicted model, not a curated record
AGUGCCAACAUGCUUUUUCAUCAAACCUUAGGCUGCGUUGUUCGGUAGCAGUAAUGCCUCUUAUAGUUUUGUGCGGUUACCCCUGCAGCGGCAAAACACAAAGGGCCGAAGAACUGAAGGUGUGUUUUGAACGCCGCACCGACCGAAAGGUUCACAUUGUAGGAGACGCAGCGCUGGGCGUUGAGAAAAACACUGUUUACGCAGAUUCACAAAAGGAAAAAAACGUCCGAGCAUCGCUGAAAGCUGAAGUGGAAAGGAAAGUCAACAAGGAUGACAUUGUCAUUUUUGAUUCAUUAAAUUACAUAAAAGGCUACCGCUACGAACUGUUCUGUCUCAUCAAACAUACGCAGACACCACACUGCCUGGUAUACUGUUUAACGUCGGGUGAAAUUAGCUCAACGUGGAACGCAAGCAGAGAUGCGGCUGAGCGGUACAACCAGGACAUCUUUGACGCAUUGGUGCUGAGAUUUGAAGCUCCAGACUCCAGAAACCGAUGGGACAGUCCCCUCUUCACCAUCCUGAAAGACGACGCGCUUCCAUAUGAGGACAUUUCUGACGCACUUUUCAAAAGGAAGGCCCCGCCCCCUAACCAGUCUACACAGAGUCAACCACUGUCAUCUGUGAACUUCUUGCACGAGUUGGACAAGAUCACACAAGAUGUGUUAUUGGCAAUUUUUAACUCACUGAAGACGAGCGUUCCAGGCGAUCUCAUCACAGUACCCGGAGCCACCGAAAAGGUCGAGCUCACCAGGCCCAUCAACAUGGCAGAGCUGAGGAAAUUACGCCGACAGUUCAUCAGCUACACCAAGACACACCCAACGGAGAACAGCGGACACAUUUCCAACAUGUUUGUGCAGUAUUUAAAUAAGAGUCUUCACUGAAAUUUUAACAGCAGAGGUUUCAGUUUAUUAUUUGCUUCAACUGAUAAAUUAAUUCAAUGAUA